AUGCGUGCAAGUGCAACAUCUUUGCUACUGUCUCUCGCCGUCGCAACCGCGGCAUGCCUCUCCGCCGCCGCCGCCGCCGCAGUCGCACAGCCGCCACAGUCAUCAUGCCGGAGAAAAUGCGGCGACGUAGACAUCCCUUACCCGUUCGGCAUCGACGACGACGCGCCCGGCUGCUACCUGGGGCACGGCGGCGGCAGCUACGGCUUCAACGUCAGCUGCAACGACACCGGCGACGGCGUGCUCAAGCCGUUCAUCUGGGACGUCGAGCUGCUCGGCGUCUCGCUGCUGGACGGCGAGGUCCGGAUCCUGAUGAGCAUCGCCUCCUACUGCUACAACCGGUCCUCCGGCGCCAUGGACGACCCCGACAACAACUGGGCGCUGGACUUCACCUCCUCGCCGUACAGGUUCUCCCACACGCGCAACACGUUCACGGCCAUCGGGUGCAGGGCGCUCGCCUACAUCGGCGGCGACAACGUCGACGCCGACGUCGGCAGCCUGACCACCGGGUGCGUGGCCACGUGUCGGCCGGGCGACCUCGCCAACCUCACCGCCGGCGGCGCCUGCUCCGGCAUAGGCUGCUGCCAGACGUCAAUCCCCAUGGGGCUCCAGUACUACUUCGUCUGGUUCGACGACCGCUUCAACACCACGAGCAUACACCGCACGAGCCGCUGCAGCUACGCGGCGCUCAUGGAGAGCUCGUCGGCGUUCAGGUUCUCGCCGGACUACGUUACCUCGUCGGCGUUCAACGACAGCUUCAACGGGCAGGCGCCGCUGAUCUUGGAUUGGUCCGUCGGCAGCGAGAGCUGCGAGCAGGCGAGGCGAAAUGGUCGUCCGGACUCGUACGCGUGCAGAAGCAGCAACAGCGAGUGUGUUGACUCGCCCAGCGGGACAGGAUACAUCUGCAAUUGCUCCAGAGGAUUCAGAGGAAAUCCCUACCUGAAUCCAUCGGAUCCCAACAGCUGCCAAGAUAUUGAUGAGUGCAUUGAUCAGAACAUCAGAAACAAUUGCUAUGGGAUUUGCCGCAAUACACCUGGUGGGUUCGAAUGUAUUUGCCCUCCGGGUACCCGAGGCAAUGCUUCAGUUGGAGAAUGUCAGAGAGUGCUAACACAUGGAGUACUGGUUGCUAUCGGAAUCUGCUCUUCAGCAUUUGUUGGGCUUUUGCUUUUCCUUGGCAUAGAAUGGAUCAGGUAUAAACGUCGUAUCAUCACACAAGAUCUCAUGAAUAGGAGGGAUGCAUAUUUUCGUCAGCAUGGAGGCCAGUUGUUAAUCGAUAUGAUGAAAUUAGAGAGCUGCAUUUCGUUCAGGUUGUAUGACAGGGAAGAAAUUGAGUUGGCAACAGACAACUUCAGGGAAAGUGCAAUCCUUGGUCAGGGUGGUCAGGGUACUGUUUAUAAAGGCUAUGAUCUAGAUCCUGACAAUAAUCCAGUUGCAAUCAAGAGAUGCAAGGGAGUCGAUGAGAAUAAGAGGAUGGAAUUUGGUCAGGAAUUGCUCAUACUUUCCCGAGUGAGGCAUGAGUACAUCGUAAAACUUCUUGGUUGUUGUUUGCAGUUCGAAGUUCCUGUUCUAGUAUAUGAAUUUGUGCCGAACAGGACACUGCACUAUCUGAUCCAUGGCCAAAGUGAGCCAUCCAUCAGGACAUUGCAGAUCAGACUGGAAAUUGCUGCCCAAUCAGCUGAAGCUCUUGCGUAUCUGCACUCACUUGAUCACCCUAUUUUCCACGGGGACGUGAAGUCGGCCAACAUACUUAUUGGCGACAAAUUUGUCGCGAAGGUUUCUGACUUUGGGUGCUCCAUAUUUAGGGCAGCGGCCGAUGAAAAUGUUAACGUAGUGAAGGGCACAAUUGGCUACCUAGAUCCAGAGUAUCUCUUCAAUUUCCAGCUGACAGAUAAGAGUGACGUGUAUAGUUUUGGUGUGGUUCUCCUAGAGCUCUUAACCCGAAGGAAGCCGCUCGCUAAAGAGGUGAGCCUUGCCUCUGUGUUCCAAGAGGCUAUGAAGAAGGGAGACCUUGAUCAGAUCAUAGAUAGGGAAAUUCUGCACGAGGAUAACAUGGAAUUGCUACACGAAUUCGCAGAACUGGCAAGCCAGUGCUUGGUAAUGGAGGGUGAGAACAGACCAGAGAUGAGCCGUGUGGCACAGACACUUUGGCGAUUGGCUGAUACGGCAUCGCAACAGCAGACUGAUGCAUUUCAGGGUAUUGGCUCACUCAGAUUGUUGGGAAACUCAAGUGCUAGCAUCUCGGACUCAGGCUAUUCUACUGUUGAAACAACAGGGUAUGACAGCAGGAAGACAUCUAUGAGCAUUGGUUUUGCUAGAUAAGGGCAUUUCUAAUGUAUAUGAACUGAACUCAAUCGUCUGAUAGAAAAGUUUUUGUUUGAGCUACUUUGUUAAUGUAUAUUGAGAUUUAUGUUUCUAUGUCCCUCUGAUAUUGUUCAACGUGGAUGGAGCAAGAGCUUACCAACGACCACGAUAUAUAGCUAGCAUACGGUGGUGUUGUGAAGAUGAAAGCUGUGUAGAACAUGCGGCUUUAGUUUGAUAUGGUAGAAAUAGUAAAAAAAUUCCAUACGUUUGUACUAGAAACAGAUAUGUGCAUAUUUUAGUCCUAGCAUGUUUAUCUUGAGAGUGCCAAAAUAAUUCCCUUUUUAAACUGAGUUAUAUAUACA
Molecule: messenger RNA, 2660 nt
Organism: Oryza brachyantha (malo sina)
Lineage: Eukaryota; Viridiplantae; Streptophyta; Magnoliopsida; Poales; Poaceae
Product: wall-associated receptor kinase 2-like
Exons: 3
Coding region: 1-2316 (771 amino acids)
Biological process (GO): cell surface receptor signaling pathway; protein phosphorylation
Cellular component (GO): plasma membrane
Molecular function (GO): calcium ion binding; protein serine/threonine kinase activity; polysaccharide binding
Source: RefSeq, a predicted model, not a curated record